CAGUACGCGUUUAGUUCCGGAACAGUUGGCGGUCUUACCAAAAUGAGAGUUCCGCCAUGUGGAUUCCAUUUGUGUGUCAUUUUGGCCAUAGUCGCGGAGAUUAGAGGAUUUUCGAUGGAGGACAAGUGCAAAUUGUGGGCUGGAACUGGCUAUAUUGGUGAUCCCAGUGAUUGCCAGGCCUGGGGAUAUUGCCAGGACAACAAACUCAUCGAUAGACGUAGCUGCACUGAAGGAUUACUAUACAGUUUCCGAGAUGGCACCUGCAAGAGGGCAUCCGAUACGAUUUGUCAUUCCCAGCUCUCGGAGAUUUGCGCCAGCCUCGAGCCUUGGAAUUACGUGGCCAACCCAGCUGAUUGUCGGAGAUUCGUCAAGUGCGCGGAUUUGGAUGAUCCCACUUGGGGCGACUGUGGUGUGGGUCAGGUGUUUAGCAACAAGAAGCAGACCUGCCUCGAGGAGGUUGCCGGCUGUCCACAGGAUAAUAUCUGCUCCCAUAUGAAAGAUGGCUCCUUUGUGGGCGAUCCCAAGAGCUGUCAAAUCUACUAUAAAUGCCAUAAUGGAUUUGGCACCAUGUUGAAUUGCUCCGUUGGGCGAUACUUUAAUCGCAAAACGGGUAAUUGCCAAUCCUGGAUGCCGCAUUACUGUUCCAAGGAUGAUGAGGAUAACAUAUUAACGCCACCAUCCACGGACCAUAAUAUCUGCUCCAAGUAUUAUCAACGGGAUAGAGAUGGAGUGCAACUCCUGCCGGAUCUGAUGACCUGUUACGGAUAUUACUCCUGCACAUCCCAGUUCGACGUGGGCAAGUGGAGCAGCUGUCCUUGGGGACUGCACUUUGAGUGGUGGAGCCAGCGGUGUGGCUCGCCGAAAGACAAUAGCUGCUCCUACGAUCGCUGCGCCAAUAGGAACCAACUAAUGGUGGCCACCAUUAACACGGGCUGCAGGGAGUUCACGAUCUGUCAAGAUAAUCGUUCGAAGAGCUCGCAAAAGUGUCCGGAGGACUAUCCAUAUUUCAAUGAGCUAUUGCGACAGUGCACCGAUGAAUAUCCCAAUCAUAGGGUGUGCUACAUGGAUGGAUAAAUUAAAUAAAUUAAUAAUAUUCCACUAAUAAUUAACAAGAAAGUAAGUAAGUAAGAGGGUAUGCUAGAUUCGUUGAAAAGUAUAUAUCUAUAUAUUCUUGAUCAGGAUCAAUAGCCGACUAGAUAUAGCCAUUCUAGGCAUUAUGGUUAUCAAUAUAUAUCGAUAUCAAAUACUUUAUCGUGUGGAAAACAAAACUCGGAACACAAGAACUUUAAGAAUGUUAUCAAAAUGUAAUACGAGAAACUAUUGGGAUUGGUGAUCAUAUUAUAUUAUAUGUAUAUUCGAUAUUUUCAUUUGUGUUUUCAUAGUGCUCCUAGCUACAUAAUUACAUCAAAGAGCAGCCGUGAAUGAAUCGGGUAAAUAGCGUCUACUUCGUGGAUUAAAACCUAUAUCAUGAGCUUAUCAAGAGCGUCGUCAAUUCUAAAACUUGAUGCCUGCAGCUGUGCUCAUGAUCACCCCCUUGGGUGCAAAUCAACUCCAUGGCGUCUAUGCAUUGGACCACCAGGUGGCUAAUAUCCGAUUUCUCAAGCGACAUUUGAAUAUCAUGUUUUGGCCGUGUACAAUAUAUUAUAACCAAGUUGUUCCGAGUACAUUGUAUAUGAAAUAAAAUUUGGUUUGUGAUGAUC
Drosophila melanogaster (fruit fly) is the source of this 1700-nucleotide messenger RNA. RefSeq lists its product as uncharacterized. Gene Ontology annotation, cellular component: extracellular region. The record is from RefSeq and is marked reviewed. The coding region runs from base 43 to 1074 and encodes 343 amino acids. Gene Ontology annotation, molecular function: chitin binding. The transcript has 2 exons. Lineage: Eukaryota; Metazoa; Arthropoda; Insecta; Diptera; Drosophilidae.